Messenger RNA from Aedes aegypti (yellow fever mosquito), 3843 nucleotides. RefSeq names its product heat shock factor protein (gene Hsf). The record is from RefSeq and is a predicted model, not a curated record. NCBI's taxonomy places the organism in Eukaryota, Metazoa, Arthropoda, Insecta, Diptera, Culicidae. The transcript has 11 exons. Gene Ontology annotation, molecular function: sequence-specific DNA binding; DNA-binding transcription factor activity. Bases 136 to 2286 code for a protein of 716 amino acids. Gene Ontology annotation, biological process: regulation of DNA-templated transcription.
UCAGAUGAAGAGACGAAAACGCAUUCGAGUUUUGUUUUUCUCCGUCAUCGAAUGUGAAUCGAAGAAAAAAAAGUGUCCGACGAGAUAGUAGUGAAAUUUUUCCUAAUUUUCCAUCUGUAAAACCGAAAAAUUGUGAUGCAUACUUUCACCGAAACGGGGGCGGGCGUUCCGGCCUUCCUGGCGAAGCUCUGGAGACUGGUGGAAGAUCCCGAAACGAACGAUUUGAUCUCCUGGAGUACGGAUGGGAGAAGCUUCAUCAUACAGAACCAGGCACAGUUUGCCAAGGAAUUACUACCACUUAAUUACAAACACAACAAUAUGGCAAGCUUCAUACGACAAUUAAAUAUGUAUGGGUUCCACAAAAUAACGUCCAUAGACAAUGGUGGCCUACGGUUUGACAAGGAUGAAAUGGAAUUCACUCAUCCCUGCUUUCAAAAAGAUCAUCCUUAUCUUUUGGAACAUAUCAAGCGAAAAAUAGCAAACUCGAAGCAACAACAGCAGGACGAUAAAAGUGGUCUCAAGGUGGAGGCUAUGAACCGUGUAUUGACGGAGAUGAAGCAAAUGCGAGGCCGGCAGGAGUCUUUGGAUACGCGCUUCUCCUCUAUGAAGCAGGAAAAUGAAGCCUUGUGGAGAGAAAUUGCAAUUCUCCGGCAGAAACACUUGAAGCAACAACAGAUUGUGAAUAAGUUAAUCCAAUUCUUGGUUACUAUUGUACAACCAUCUCGAAGUGGGCUUGGCUCGAUGGGCAACGGAAACAACAAACGCCGAUUCCAGCUUAUGAUCAAUGAUGCACCUGAAUCAAAACACAAGAAAACCGAGGGUAGCGAAGGUGCCUCCAUACAGGAAUUAGGUGAAGCUCUCGAGGCGUAUGGAAAUGAACAGGAGUUGCUGUCGCAGGAUAAGAGUAAGAAAGUAAAACUCACAACUAGUGGUAGCAUUAAAAAGGAAAAAUCGCAAAAAACGAAGAGUUCUGACAGGGCAUCCGAAAUACCUGAAGUAACGUCACCAAUAUCUAUGACGCAACAGUCGCCGUAUCACAGCGCCAAUGAAAUUAUAGAAGAGGCGCAGUACAGUCCACAGUUUGCCACAGGUAAUAUCAAACAGGAAGCUUUUGAUCUAUCAUCAGGCGUUACAGAUCACUCAGAGCAGAUAGUCAGUGAUGUUGUUGAAGAUGAUCAGAUCGAUGGCGAGUAUGACGAUGAAGGAUAUCUUGUUGAUCAUGUUGACGAGAUCAAUCCAAACACUAUGCAGUUUUUCGAUGACUCAGAUAUGCUAAACACUCCAAUGGUCAUCAAAGAAAUGCAAAAGCAGGAACAACUCAAACAAGAGCAACAGCCCAUGAUACAACAAAAAGCGACCAAUAAAGGAGAAAGUUUGCUCAAGAACAGAAAAAGUAGCGUUACAAACAAGGAUCAAAAAAGUCUGCUGAAUAGCAACAAAAUAGCGUAUUCCGCACUUCCGGGUAGUAGUGCUACUGUUGUCAAAUCCGGUAAAAAUAUGAUUUCCCCUGGAAAGCAAGUGUCUAUGAAUAAACCUGUGACCAUAAACGCCGGUCCUUCGGGAACAAAUAAUUUUGUUCCCAGUGCAAAACCAUCCACCUCAAUGGCCUAUGGAGUCGAAGAUUUCAAUGUUGGAGAAGUUCCAACAGAUAUAUUCGAUGAUGACAGCAACGUCCAAAAGGAAUCUCCAAUGAUAGGGGGCUUCAACUUCGAAAGCGGAUUUUAUAACCCUAACGUUAACAUUAACGAAAUGAAAGGAAAACAGUUGCUACAACCUGCACAACCACAACUUCAGCAACAGCAACAAAAUCUUCAAGCGAAUGUCUCGAACCAAGCAGCUGGAACGGAUGAGCAUGAUGAGUCAUCAAAUACUGGUGCAAUGGCUAAAUUUAUCAGUAACAAUGCAGAUUUGAACAGGCUCAGUUCAUUGACGGAUUACGGUCAACACAUUGAUACCGUCCAAACAGAUUUGGAUUCUCUGAAAGAUCUUCUCAAAGGAGAUAACUAUCAAUUUGAUGCUAAUACCUUACUUGGGGCGGCUGGUGGAAGUGGACCACAGUAUGGCAGAGUAUAUUUUGCACCAGCCUCAUUCGAAACCGACGCUUUAAAUAAGCUUUUUAGUUCUAAUGACGAUAUUAUGGGAAUGGACUUUCCCAUGAACUUGCCUGAUAUGGCAGAUUCGCAGCGAAAGGCUGUCGAUGGUACGAUUGCAGCACCUGUCACUAACAGUAAUGAAACCAAUAACCCAUCGGGAAUGUCUGUAACGACGUUGAAGAAAUUUGGUUGAUAGUGGUUCUUGUUGUUAUUUGGUUGUUGUACAAUAUUAGCAGGGAAACUCUGAUGAUGAUCAUGAUGUGUGUUAUCUAUCUGAGUGGGAAAACCGCAGAUGUUGUGGCUGCUGAAUAAAGUAUCAGGUAUCUAUAAGUACAGUUGUCCUUAUUUAAUUACGGUGAUUCUACUGAAAAACGCGUUGUAUGGAAACAUAAUAUGUAUUAUGCCAGUCAUUGUUAUAUAGGCGUGUUUCAUACUAUUGAGAUUGUGUUCGUGUGUCAAAGGUUAUGUUUUAAGAAUGUAUGAGUGUGUGUAUGUGUGUAAGAUUUGUAAGAAUGUUAAAAAUACUCUAAAAAUUGAAAUAGGUGAAAAUUGGAAAACUUUUCUUGGUUUCUCAAUUAUAACAUUAUCAACUUCUCUAAACAUUUCGAAUCAAAUAGACUAUCCGUACUUUGAGCUUUGCCAUAAUAGUCUGGCAGGUGUAUGAGAAGUAGAUAAAGUUAUGAUUCAAUAAUAUGUCCAAUUCGUUUUCAAAUCUGGGUUAAAUCAAUUGUAAUCCGAAUUCAUAACCCUUAUGCGGUUCCGGUCUUUUUUAUUUGGAUACGUCAACCCAGGUUUUGAAGCGAAAGCACUUAAUUUCAUAAUGAAGUUCUCCCAAAUGAUAACAUUCUUACUUACAGGCCACGUGUCACCAAGCCCGACUGGGUCAUCAAAUCAAUUAAUGGCAUACAAGACCAGUUUGGGAAACAAUAAUGCUUGCGAUUAUAUUGAUUUGAACGAAUUGUUGAAUUUGGAUGGCAGUAAUGAGGGGCAGUCGACAUUGAACUAAUUUGCUAACUCAUACCUGUUCUUUGUUUUGUUAUGGAUUUUCUGUCCCAUAAAUUGAUUCGUCGUCAAGAAUACGUUCAAAGAGGAAUACACUACCAAAGCAUUUUAUGCAGCGAUUUCUGCACAACGAUUAUAUCACGGCUGAAUUUGUGGAACAGGUUAUCCAACAUGCAUAUUUUAUUGUUUUUUUUUUUACACACAUGUAUAACAACUUAUCAAAAAUAUUUUUAUUAAAAUAAACAUGUAUAUGUCCGAAUGUUUAAAUAAGUGAUCUGGAUAAAAAGGUAAAAGGUUCAUAUAAACGAAUAAAACGAAGGAUAUCGGAAUCAAACUUUGCGUAGUAUGUAAUAAAAAAUGUAAAUUGAUUGUUUGAAUUUUCAAAAAAGAAUGACACUCGUAGUUACCUUAUCUUUCUAUACAGUGAAUGUAUUCCACACUACGAAGACAGUUUAGGCUAGGUUCAAAAAAUGUAGAGACAAUAUAAAAGUUAAAACAUCAACUAAAAGUUGUACCUGACACUCGUUACAGCACAUCAGAGAAGAUGCAUCAGUUUUGUUCAAUUGACCUAGCUUCUUAGGAAUCUAAUUCAAACAAAAUGCAUUUAUCUUUAUUGCUGAACGUUUAGAGCUCUUGCAUUGUUUGCAAAACACGUGGAACAUUCACUUACUAUAACGAAUCAGGUAUAAAAACCUGAACAUUUGUACGCCUUAAAAUACACGCAUAUGAUAGGUUUGCUAACGAGCAA